AUGUGUUGCCAAAAAGCUGUGAUUAAAAAAAAAAAUGCCCAAAUGCCCAAGAAAAUGCAGCAGGACUCGGCGGAGCCUACUACUCAGGCGUUGGAGAAAUAUGACCUAGAGAAGGCUGCUGCGGCCCUUGUUAAGGAGUUGGAUGAGAAGUACAGACCCAUCUGUCGCUGCAUCGUGGGAAGGAACUUCAGUAGUUCUGUGACACAUGAAACCAAACACUUCAUCUACUUUUACCUGGUCCAGGUGGCCAUUCGUUCUGUUUAA
This is a messenger RNA of Suricata suricatta (meerkat), 264 nucleotides long. RefSeq names its product dynein light chain 1, cytoplasmic-like. The record is from RefSeq and is a predicted model, not a curated record. The transcript has a single exon. Gene Ontology annotation, molecular function: dynein light intermediate chain binding; dynein intermediate chain binding. The coding region runs from base 1 to 264 and encodes 87 amino acids. Gene Ontology annotation, biological process: cilium assembly; microtubule-based process. NCBI's taxonomy places the organism in Eukaryota, Metazoa, Chordata, Mammalia, Carnivora, Herpestidae. Gene Ontology annotation, cellular component: cytoplasmic dynein complex.